AUGGGGAAUUUGGGAGAAGAAGUGACUCUUCCUCAUACCUCUUACAUAGAUAAAGAUGCUGAUGAGGUUGUUACAUUUAAGUUUUUCCAUGGAGGUAAACUAGUUCAAAAUGGGUCAAGUGAUAGUGAAUGGUCUUAUUUUGGUGGUGACUAUAUGUCCAUCUUAGAGCUAUUUGGAAUGGCUAAAGAUGUGGGAUAUGACGGUGGUUAUGGUGUGAGUUUUUAUGGUGAAGAAAGGUCAAGGAGUGAUAGUUCACUCAAUCUCAAACUCCUCUAG
Prunus armeniaca (apricot) is the source of this 276-nucleotide messenger RNA. The record is from the annotation of a GenBank genome assembly. NCBI's taxonomy places the organism in Eukaryota, Viridiplantae, Streptophyta, Magnoliopsida, Rosales, Rosaceae.